Molecule: messenger RNA, 2677 nt
Organism: Stegostoma tigrinum
Lineage: Eukaryota; Metazoa; Chordata; Chondrichthyes; Orectolobiformes; Stegostomatidae
Gene: c4h8orf74
Product: chromosome 4 C8orf74 homolog
Exons: 4
Coding region: 1-843 (280 amino acids)
Source: RefSeq, a predicted model, not a curated record
AUGAGCUCGCUGAGAGUCAGUGAUGUGCAGCAAGUGGCGCGGCUGCAGAAAGAAGCUGGCCAUUGUCAUUUAAUUAAAUUGCUAAAAUGGGAAGCUUUUGAUGAAGAGAAAGAUUUAAAACCGGGCAUUCUUCUUGACUAUUUAUACAAUGCUAUUAUAUUUGCUGCUGGGAAAGGAUUUCCAUGGCCCAGUGUGGCACUGGCAGUACAUUUUGCAGAGGAGCUACGUUAUGAAACUGAAGGAACAACUAUGCAAGAGGCCCUUCGUAAACUGAGAGAUAAAUGCAACGAAUACCAACAUAAACUGAAUCCUGGUCACCUCCAACAAUUAGUCAAUUAUUUAUUUGGAACCUUCUUUAGACAUUAUCGUCUCUACCAAUUUGUACUGUGUGAAGCCAGAGAGAUUGAUCAAAUCAUGCAUAACCUCGAGGUCCACAUACCUCCAGAAAUACCACCUAUGAAAGAUGGAAUCGAUGCUGAGCUUUGGAAGCAUCAGCAGCACAUGACUGAACUCAGUAAGACUGAAGCUCAGUUGCAGGCUGAUAUGUCAGCUUUCCGUGAGAACAUGCAACUGAAAAGUGAACAAGAACUAGAGAAAUUUUAUGAAGAUCUCAAAUUUCAAGAUAAAGAAGUGAUUGAAAGAGAGAAUCUGGAAAAAGUUGUCAAGAAUGCCCAUGGUAUACAGAUAAUGGUAGUUUCUGAAAUUCUGCAAAAAGAGAUUGAAACAGCAUUUCAAAUCCUAGAUUUAAAAAUCCAGAAGACAAUCACAGCCCCUCCAGGUUCCAAAUCAUCUCGAUCUUUUACAAAGGAAAGUAAAACUAAAAGAAUGAGUAAUAAGGAAUAGGAACAUUUUAAGGAUGCAGUUUUAUUAAUUGUGACAUUUUUAUGAAGAAAAUAAAGCUUAUGCACAAUAUGAAAAAAUCUGGUUAUUUCAUUGAAUGAAAGUCAGUAAUCAAAGCCAUAUUCAUUUUCACAUUUAUUGGAAAUUUCUUGUUAGGUUAUUGACUUGCAUUAGUAUACUUACAUACUUGAAAAUGAUGUGGUUAUAUUAUGCGUGUCAUAGAUGCUGAUCUUUUUCACCAUUUUUCCAGUUAACCAAAUAACAAAAGUGAGCAUUUGAAGUAUGCCUUGAGCUGUUUUUUGUACUAUUUAUACCAUGCCAAGAAUAAAUGACAUCUUUAUAAUUAUACUUUCCAUUAUAUUAAAACAAAUAAUUUGUCUUGAAGUUACUCUGGUUUAUUUUUGCUUGUUGUGCUCUGUUUAAUCCAGUUGUCUGAAUUCUUUACCCAACUUUCUCAGCAUGCUGGAUUUUAAUUCUGAAAAAUUGUUGGGAUUUGAAUGAGUUACAUCUUGUCUUAUAUAUUUCGUGCGUUUCAUGGGUUUUUUUACACCUUACUGAAUUGGGUACACUUCAAAUAAUUUGGAAUAACUAACAUCUUAUUAUAGCCCCUGAUAAAUAAUUAAUCUUAAACCUCAAUUUCAUGAUAUUUAAUAAACAGUAAUUUUAUAACCCAUAUACAUUUAUUGUAAAAGUUUGUCCUUACCACAACAUGCAGUGUUUUUAGAAUUUCAUUCAUAAUAUUAAUUAACUUCUAGUAGCCAAAUUAAUUAUAAAUAUUAAGUUCUGCCUUUACUCAAAGUUCAAAUUUUAUAGCAGAAAAAAAAUCCUUUCUAGUGGAGUCACUGGUCCCAGAUGAUGUUAUUCAGUGAGUUUUUCCAGAUUGACAUCAACAAGUGUUCAUUCCUCAGCCUGAUGACUGUAGUAAAAUAACCACAAACAUCCUGAUGGAGAGGCAAUGUAGAGUAGAAGCAGUGUUAUCAGGCAGGAAACAGAGCUCUGUCCACAUCCUCCAGUUCAGAAUCAAAUUCCCAAACUUGGAAAAACAGACAAUGGUCAUGGUUGGUUAAUCAAUUGCAUUUCAUUUUAUUCUAAAUCAGUCAAACAGAUUUCAGUACAAACUAGUUCAGUAAACAGACUUUAAAUUGCAAUUGAACUUUUACUUAAGAAGUCUAUACAAAUUGAAAACAAAACAAUGUACUGAUUGGUAUUAUUAGUAGCUUUGUCAGAAUUACAAUCCAGUUGUGAACGCAUCAAAAAUGUCAGUUUUGCAUAAUGCAUUUUAUCAAAUGCUAGUAAAAUUUGGUGAAUCAUUAAACUGGAACAGGGUAAUAACUAUGCAUAUUAUGCACAUUGUAAAAUAGGACAUCUAAACAAGGCAUGGAUACGUUUCAGCACUAGCAUGUCUACAGAUUUAACAUUUUAUUUUGAAAUUUCUUACAGACAUUUACAAAAACAGGAAAAAAAAUCUGUUGCCAAUCAGACAUGAUGUAGUUUAAGAACAAAAUUACUGCUGAUCAAUUAUUGUAUCAAAACAAGGUCUUCUUACCAAACUGAAUGGAUUACAAAGACUUUCUGAUAAUUGAAGAUAGCACGUAGUAAAGAAUAAUUGAGCACAGAUAGUUGUUAAAGAAACAAAUAAAACCCUAUAUUGAUAUCAUGCUUUUCAUGACCACUGGACUGUUCACUGUACUUUACAGACAUUGAAGUACUUCUGAAGUGUAACUGCUGUUAUAAUGUAAUGACAAAGGAUCUAAAUGUUAGGAUGAUUUCAAACAAGUGUGUUAUAAAAACAUUUUAUUUUAAUUAUGCUUGGACAUAUUCUUAAUAAAUCGAUACA